CUGAAAAUGGCAGCGCAGAGGAAGCACCUGGUCAAAGAUUUUAACCACUUCAUCACCUGCUACGUGUGCAAAGGGUACCUGAUCAAGCCCACCACAGUGACGGAGUGCCUCCAUACCUUUUGUAAAAGCUGCAUCGUCCAACACUUUGAAGACAGCAAUGACUGCCCGAAGUGUGGCAUCCAAGUUCACGAAACAAACCCCCUAGAAAUGUUAAGGCUGGACAACACUUUAGAAGAAAUCAUAUUCAAACUUGUGCCUGGGCUCAGAGAAAAGGAACAACAACAGGAGAUUGAAUUUUGGAGGAAGAACAAGUCAAAAGAGAACGGCGAAGAGGAUGGCCCCAGACCCAAGAAGCCCAGAAUGGAGGAUGAGGAAGAGGAAACCGGGGACCAGGACUACCACAGGAGUGACCCCCAGAUAGCCAUCUGCCUGGACUGUCUGCGUAACAACGGGCAGAUGGGAGAGAACAUCGUCAAGGGCUUAAUGAAGAAAUUUAUACGCUGCUCCACUCGGGUGACCGUCGGAACAAUUAAGAAGUUUCUUAGCUUGAAGUUAAAACUUCCAAGUUCUUACGAGCUGGAUGUUCUAUGCAAUGGCGAGAUCAUGGGGAAGGACCACACCAUGGAGUUCAUCUACAUGACCAGGUGGCGGCUCCGGGGGGAAAACGCUUACCCGAUGGUACUAGAAUAUCGACCACGGAUUGACUUCGGUUAAGGUGGAAGAGGAGAGGCUUAAGUACGGACGCCUGCACUAACUCCAACCCAUCGACAGAUCGCACAAUGAAUGGACAUGUGGGGUGGGGGGGGGGGGGACGGGGGCGACCAACACAUUCUUCCAGUUCUUCAACAGCUCCACAUCCGCAUGCAGACGCAGUUCCUUCUUGGCCUUAUCUUCAUUUUUCUCCUUUGGUUCUUUGUCACAUCGUUCCUCUUUGCUUUUAUUUCUCCUCUUCCUGUUUUAUUUGAUUUUGCCCCACGCAGAAAGAGAUAAUGAGACAGCGUUAGCGGUGAAAGGUAUUUUUAAGCGUACGAAUGUGUCCUGUGAAUUCACACUUCCCGUACUGAUGCAAAGGGGGAGAGAUUUCCAGGUCACAUGUUUGGUGAAACAUCAGCUCCAGUGGAGCUGUAUCACGGUGUGUCCCACACUGUGGUAACCAGGGAAACAGCACUGUUAGAGAAAAUAGUUCAAAACGACUCCUCUUUGUUAAGAAUAAUGUCAAAUUUGAUAAUCCUUCAAAGCCUCGAGUAAUGUCUCAUUUUCAAAAGUAAUUUGCUCAAGUGGGAUAGCCUUCAUUCUCGAAGAAAUUCACACUUCUAGGUAGUGCUUAAGCUUGAAUGGUUGCACUCUUAACCACUACUUUAAUUCAUUUUCCUGUAAGAUACUUUAUAUUAUACCUUUUGAUGAAGUACAGGUGCUCAGUCCUGUGUGGAAAUCUGCAUGUCAGUAGGGAAGGUUUGUUUCAGAUUGAGGGUAGAAGGGUAUUUUUUAUACAUUUCUAAAAAUUAUAACAGAAUAUUACAGAGGUGUUUCUCUGAAUAUGCCUGUGUCCAAAGGGAAAAUGCUGACCAUUUUCGAACAUUAUGACUAAUGUAAAAGUUACCCCAUACGCGAUAUAGUAGACUCACUCUGAACACUCGAGCACUGACUACUUAUGCCCAUGGCAAAGGGACCAAUAUGUUGGACCUGACCAGUUGCUUUAGGACCACAACACUGAAACAAUCGAUAUGCUUUUUCAGAGUUAGUAUGUUUUUUUCCCUUCUCUUUGUCCAAAACUCUAUGAUAGUGGCUCAUAACAAUCUCUUAGUUGAGACCUUUCCCAGCAUGCCUCUGUGGCACACUGUGGGAGCCAGGCUGACUUGCACAUGCCUGGGUAAUGAGCAUAGCUGUAGGCCUGACAUGCAGCCUUUUACCCAACUAUGGACCCAUAUGUUAGGCAUUGUAGAUAUAUCAGAGUAUUGUACCAGUUUAUACACACCUACCAAACCACCGGUACGUUUUUGAUUCUAGAAUGAGAGUAAGAACUACUCUGGUGGAAUUUGCUCAUAUAUCCACUUCUGUAUGUUUUUAAUCUACAUGAUUUAAUUCUGUAACUUAUUAUUACAGUCAUUCCCAAUGCAAGGGAAGUGAAAGGAGAGUUGCUGAAGGAAGUACGACAAUGAGAAAGCUGUCCCUGAUCUUGGAAACAACAUAGUUGCCUGUAAAUGUUUGUUUGCCCGUGGGGCUCUGUGGUUGACUUGUAUGUGAUGGAGAUUUGUACAGACUUCUGUUUUACUGGACUCUUCUGAUGAUCCAGUUAAUCGAACUUUAACGAUGAUGGAUUAACAAGGUUUAACGAUGCAGUGUUUAAGCUGCCACCACCCAGACCUGUCUCUGACUCACAGCAGUGCUCUCGGGAGGCCCUAGACUGGGGGGAGUCUGUUUUAUGUAGUGGUAGAGGGUAAGUGGACACUGGCACAGUGUUUUUAUUUCACUCAUUACCGAGUGAGUCAUCCCACUCGCUUCUCGGUGACAUGUCUUAAUCAUGGCACGACCAGGAAGUCUUUCUGGAUGAUUGGCAGCAGGGCAGGAAAAAGGGGUUAUCAGCAGCAAGCUAGCAUGGCUCCCGUCAGAUGAGGGGGCAGACACUCACGCCAGGCAUGGAAAGGGCUCCAAGUGACCUGCCACCCCUGCAAUGCCACCAGUCUGCAAAAAAAAAAAAAACAUAACCUGAAUGCAGCAACUUCAUCUUCACAGCAAUGAUGCAUUUCUUAAGUCUUGAGUCAUUCGCUGGCAAGGACAAGCAAGUGUUUUCAGAGAGAAGCCCGGGCGCUCCUCCCCAGCCAGACUGCAAUAUGAUUACCCAGGCGGCUUCUCCUGACAAUCUUUUGAACUGGUAAUAGCUUUUUUGGCACCAGGCAGAGGAGUAUUGAUGGGGUUUUUAGUCAGAUGGAUUUGAAUGUAAAACUGUUGUUUUCGUGGACAGUAUCCCUUGGUAUCUGAGAGCAUAGGCUGCGAGGGUGACCUACAUUUGCCUAGAUUUCAUCAGAUGUCUGUUCUUAAUUAACCUCUUGAAAAUAUUUUUAAAGAGAUACCACUAUUAUAUUUUUCCACUGUGAUUGUAUAAUUGUGAAGAGGUUUGCUACAUUCUUUUAAUUGUAUUCAUAUCAGUCCAUUAUCAGUACAUUAUUUCCAUAUACUACCAUGUAAAGUAAAAAAAAUUGUAUGUAAUUGGUAUCAAAAUGAACUUCAUUUUUUGAAGUGGAAACAUAUGAAAUGUUUUUGUGGUGUGAGGUGCUGUAGAGAGCUACAGAAUGUUUCACUGCGGGAUCAGGCCACUCUUGUGUGGCUGUCCUUAAAAACACCAAAGACACUGAAUUGGGACAGGUUUUUUCAUCUUGUUUUCUUACAGUGGGGAAAAAAUCAGACAUGUUAUAACAGUAAUUUCACUUAGGUAGAAUGAAAAGCUCCAACUCCAGAUGUAGGGAUAGAUUUAGAGAUAGUUGUACAACAGAAACAGAAAGCAUUCCUUAAUGAAGGCUACAUUGGUUUUUCAAAUGCAGUUUGUCUGUAUUAAAUCUUUUUUUGUUGUUUGAUCUAUUCGUGUGGAGAAAAAUUCACGUUAUCUUCCAUAUACCCACAUGGGAUUUGGGUUCUAAAUUUGAAAGAAGAUAUGCAGAUGUUUUACCUGAACAUAAGUGUGUGUGGACAAAAGCCUGAGCCAGAAAGCACCUGUGGAAGCUCUGAGAUGGAUGUGAUGAAAAAGGCCUUGUACAGAUGUCUUUACAAAUCUCCGACAUAGCAAAAAUCUCCACCAUUACCAACUAGGAACACCUUCAUUUCAUCUGUUCUUAUCACUUGUCCUUUCCAACAGAGCCUAAGAAACUGUAUGUCAGCUUCUUAUAAUAAUCUUUUCACACGUGUGCUUUUACUUGUUUAAGGUGUCUUUGAAUAGUGUUUAUAAAAACUACUUUGAA
This is a messenger RNA of Megalops cyprinoides (Indo-Pacific tarpon), 3953 nucleotides long. RefSeq names its product polycomb group ring finger 5b (gene pcgf5b). The transcript has 8 exons. Lineage: Eukaryota; Metazoa; Chordata; Actinopteri; Elopiformes; Megalopidae. Gene Ontology annotation, cellular component: PRC1 complex. The coding region runs from base 7 to 714 and encodes 235 amino acids. Gene Ontology annotation, biological process: regulation of transcription by RNA polymerase II. The record is from RefSeq and is a predicted model, not a curated record.